GAAAUCCCCGCCAGCCCUUUCAGAGUCAAAGUCGACCCUUCUCACGAUGCCAGCAAAGUGAAGGCAGAGGGCCCAGGGCUCAGCAAAGCAGGAGUGGAAAAUGGGAAACCAACCCACUUUACUGUCUACACCAAGGGAGCCGGGAAAGCACCACUCAAUGUGGAGUUCAGCAGCCCCCUUCCUGGCGGUGCAGUGAAGGAUUUAGACAUCAUCGAUAAUUACGACUAUUCCCACACCGUUAAAUACACACCCACCCAGCAGGGCAGCAUGCAAGUUCUGGUGACUUAUGGUGGCGAUCCCAUUCCUAAAAGCCCUUUCACUGUGGGUGUUGCUGCUCCGCUGGAUCUGAGCAAGAUAAAAAUUAAUGGGCUGGAAAACAGGGUCGAAGUUGGGAAGGAUCAGGAAUUUGCCAUUGACACCAGGGGUGCAGGAGGCCAGGGGAAGCUGGACGUGACAAUCCUGAGCCCCUCUCGGAAGGUCUUGCCGUGCUUGGUGGCACCCGUGGUGGGCCGAGAGAGCAGCACAGCCAAAUUCAUCCCUCGGGAGGAGGGGCUGUAUGCUGUGGACGUGACCUACGACGGACACCCCGUGCCUGGGAGUCCCUACACGGUGGAGGCCUCGCUGCCACCAGAUCCCACCAAGGUGAAGGCCCGUGGUCCUGGCCUGGAAGGUGGUCUCGUGGGCAAACCUGCUGAGUUCACCAUUGACACCAAGGGAGCUGGAACUGGAGGUUUGGGCCUAACUGUGGAAGGUCCAUGCGAGGCCAAAAUUGAAUGCUCUGACAAUGGAGAUGGCACCUGCUCCGUCUCUUACCUUCCCACUAAACCUGGGGAAUACUUUGUCAACAUUCUCUUUGAAGAAGUUCACAUACCCGGGUCUCCCUUCAAAGCUGACAUCAAAAUGCCGUUUGACCCCUCUAAAGUGAUGGCGUCAGGACCAGGUCUUGAGCACGGGAAGGUGGGCGAAGCCGGGCUCCUUAGCGUUGACUGUUCAGAAGCAGGGCCAGGGACACUGGGCCUGGAAGCUGUCUCUGACUCAGGAGCCAAAGCUGAAGUUUCUAUUCAGAACAACAAAGAUGGCACCUAUGCAGUGACCUACGUACCCCUGACUGCUGGCAUGUACACGCUGAUCAUGAAGUAUGGCGGCGAGCUCGUACCACACUUCCCUGCCCGGGUCAAGGUGGAGCCUGCUGUGGACACCAGCAGGGUGAAAGUCUUUGGGCCAGGAAUAGAAGGAAAAGAUGUGUUUCGGGAAGCCACCACCGACUUCACCGUUGACUCACGGCCCCUGACCCAGGUAGGGGGUGACCACAUCAAGGCCCGCAUUGCCAACCCCUCGGGGGCCUCUACUGAGUGCUUUGUUACGGAUAAUGUUGAUGGGACCUACCAGGUGGAGUACACGCCCUUUGAGAAAGGCAGCCCCUUCAGGGUUCCUGUGAAGGAUGUUGUGGACCCCAGCAAGGUCAAGAUUGCCGGCCCUGGGGUAGGCUCGGGCGUCCGAGCCCGCAUCCCUCAGUCCUUCACAGUGGACAGCAGCAAGGCUGGCUUGGCCCCGCUGGAAGUGAGGGUCCUGGGCCCACGAGGCCUGGUGGAGCCAGUGAAUGUGGUGGACAAUGGGGAUGGCACACACACAGUGACCUACACCCCAUCUCAGGAGGGGCCUUACAUGGUAGCAGUUAAAUAUGCUGAUGAAGAGAUCCCACGCAGUCCCUUUAAGGUCAAGGUCCUUCCCACCUAUGAUGCCAGCAAAGUGACUGCCAGUGGCCCAGGCCUCAGUUCCUAUGGUGUGCCUGCCAGUCUGCCCGUGGAGUUUGCAAUUGACGCCAGAGAUGCUGGGGAAGGCCUGCUUGCUGUUCAGAUAACGGACCAAGAGGGAAAACCCAAAAGAGCCAUUGUCCACGACAAUAAAGAUGGCACGUAUGCUGUCACCUACAUUCCUGACAAGACUGGACGCUAUAUGAUUGGGGUCACCUAUGGGGGGGACAACAUCCCAUUUUCUCCUUACCGCAUCCGGGCCAUGCAGACGGGCGAUGCCAGCAAGUGCCUGGCUACGGGUCCUGGAAUCGCCUCCACUGUGAAAACUGGCGAGGAAGUGGGUUUUAUGGUUGAUGCCAAGACUGCUGGGAAGGGGAAAGUGACCUGCACAGUUCUGACCCCAGACGGCACUGAGGCUGAGGCCGAUGUCAUCGAGAAUGAGGAUGGCACCUAUGACAUUUUCUACACGGCUGCCAAGCCGGGCACCUACGUGAUCUACGUGCGCUUUGGUGGUGUCGAUAUUCCCAACAGCCCCUUCACUGUCAUGGCCACAGAUGGGGAAGUCACGGCUGUGGAUGAGGCACCGGUAAAUGCAUGUCCCCCUGGAUUCAGGCCUUGGGUGACCGAAGAGGCCUAUGUCCCAGUGAGUGACAUGAACGGCCUGGGGUUUAAGCCUUUCGACCUGGUCAUUCCGUUUGCAGUCAGGAAGGGAGAAAUCACUGGAGAAGUUCACAUGCCUUCUGGGAAGACGGCCACGCCUGAGAUUGUAGACAACAAGGAUGGCACGGUCACGGUCAGAUAUGCCCCCACUGAGGUCGGGCUCCAUGAGAUGCACAUCAAAUACAUGGGCAGCCACAUCCCUGAGAGCCCACUCCAGUUCUAUGUGAACUACCCCAACAGCGGGAGCGUUUCUGCCUAUGGACCAGGCCUGGUGUAUGGAGUGGCCAACAAAACUGCCACCUUCACCAUUGUCACGGAGGAUGCAGGAGAAGGUGGUCUGGACUUGGCUAUUGAGGGGCCCUCAAAAGCAGAAAUCAGCUGCAUUGACAACAAAGAUGGGACGUGCACAGUGACCUACCUGCCCACCCUGCCAGGCGACUAUAGCAUUCUGGUCAAGUACAAUGACAAGCACAUCCCUGGGAGCCCCUUCACAGCCAAGAUCACAGACGACAGCAGGCGGUGCUCCCAGGUGAAGCUGGGCUCAGCCGCCGACUUCCUGCUGGAUAUCAGCGAGACUGACCUCAGCACCCUGACGGCCAGCAUUAAGGCCCCGUCUGGCCGUGACGAACCCUGUCUCCUGAAGAGGCUACCCAACAACCAUAUUGGCAUCUCCUUCAUCCCCCGGGAGGUGGGCGAACACCUGGUCAGCAUCAAGAAGAAUGGCAACCACGUGGCCAACAGCCCUGUGUCCAUCAUGGUGGUCCAGUCUGAGAUCGGUGACGCCCGCCGAGCCAAAGUCUAUGGCCGUGGCCUGUCAGAAGGCCGGACUUUCGAGAUGUCUGAGUUCAUCGUGGACACGAGGGAUGCAGGGUAUGGUGGCAUUUCCUUGGCGGUGGAAGGCCCCAGCAAAGUGGACAUCCAGACAGAGGACCUGGAAGAUGGCACCUGCAAAGUCUCCUACUUCCCCACCGUGCCUGGGGUUUACAUUGUCUCUACCAAAUUCGCUGAUGAGCACGUGCCUGGGAGCCCGUUUACUGUGAAGAUCAGUGGGGAGGGAAGAGUAAAGGAGAGCAUCACUCGUACCAGUCGGGCCCCGUCCGUGGCCACCGUUGGGAGCAUCUGUGACCUGAACCUGAAAAUCCCAGAAAUCAACAGCAGUGACAUGUCGGCCCAUGUCACCAGCCCCUCUGGCCAUGUGACUGAGGCAGAGAUUGUGCCCAUGGGGAAGAACUCACAUUGCGUCCGAUUUGUGCCCCAGGAGAUGGGUGUCCACACGGUCAGCGUCAAGUACCGUGGGCAGCACGUAACUGGCAGCCCCUUCCAGUUCACUGUGGGGCCACUGGGCGAAGGGGGCGCCCACAAGGUCCGGGCAGGAGGCCCCGGCCUUGAGAGGGGAGAAGCAGGAGUCCCAGCGGAGUUCAGCAUCUGGACCCGGGAGGCAGGUGCUGGGGGCCUCUCCAUCGCUGUCGAGGGCCCCAGUAAGGCUGAGAUUACUUUUGAUGACCAUAAAAAUGGGUCGUGUGGUGUGUCUUACAUUGCCCAAGAGCCUGGUAACUACGAGGUGUCUAUCAAGUUCAAUGAUGAGCACAUCCCCGAAAGUCCCUACCUGGUGCCUGUCAUCGCGCCCUCCGACGACGCCCGCCGCCUCACUGUUAUGAGCCUUCAGGAAUCAGGAUUAAAAGUUAACCAGCCAGCAUCCUUUGCUAUAAGGUUGAAUGGUGCAAAAGGCAAGAUUGAUGCAAAGGUGCAUAGCCCCUCUGGAGCCGUGGAGGAGUGCCACGUGUCUGAGCUGGAGCCAGACAAAUAUGCUGUUCGCUUCAUCCCUCACGAGAACGGCAUCCACACGAUCGAUGUCAAGUUCAACGGGAGCCACGUGGUUGGAAGCCCCUUCAAAGUGCGUGUUGGGGAGCCUGGACAAGCAGGGAACCCUGCCCUGGUGUCUGCCUACGGCGCAGGGCUUGAGGGGGGCACCACAGGUAUCCAGUCCGAAUUCUUCAUCAACACCACCCGAGCAGGCCCAGGGACAUUAUCUGUCACCAUUGAAGGCCCGUCCAAGGUUAAAAUGGAUUGCCAGGAAACCCCAGAAGGGUACAAAGUCAUGUACACCCCCAUGGCUCCUGGAAACUACUUGAUCGGUGUCAAAUAUGGUGGGCCCAACCACAUCGUGGGCAGUCCCUUCAAGGCCAAGGUGACAGGCCAGCGUCUGGUCAGCCCUGGCUCAGCCAAUGAGACUUCCUCCAUCCUGGUAGAGUCGGUGACCAGGUCCUCAACGGAGACCUGCUAUAGCGCCAUCCCCAAGUCAUCCUCUGAUGCCAGCAAGGUGACCUCCAAGGGGGCAGGGCUGUCAAAGGCCUUCAUGGGCCAGAAGAGCUCCUUCCUGGUGGACUGCAGCAAAGCCGGUUCCAACAUGCUGCUGAUCGGGGUCCAUGGGCCCACCACCCCCUGCGAAGAGGUCUCCAUGAAGCACGUGGGCAAUCAACAAUACAACGUCACAUACGUGGUCAAGGAGAGGGGGGACUAUGUUCUGGCCGUGAAGUGGGGGGAGGAGCACAUCCCUGGCAGCCCCUUUCAUGUCACAGUGCCUUAAAUGGUUUUCACCAAAUCCUGGGAGGAGUUUUUGUGGUUGUUUUUGUUGCUUGUUUGUAAUUCAUUUUAUACAAAGUCCUCCAGCCUGUUUGUGGGUCUGAAACCCCAUCCCUAAAACAUUGCCAUUCUAAAGUGCCUUCAGAAAUAAGUCCUCGAAUGGACUCUUGGAGGGAUGUGUUGGGGAAUCUUAAGAAAUGCAAACUCGUUCAAUGGGUGGAGAAGAUCCUGCAUACACUCGGUUCCGAUCAGAGCUCUUGGUGGCACAGAUCCGUCACUGCGGACAGACCAAGAACAUGGGCAAGACUGUUUUUAUGAAAUGAAAUUGGCUAGGCUAAGCUACUGGUUCACUCUGCAGCAUUUAAGAAAUAAGACUGUGGGGAGGGGGACAGAGAAAAAGAAGAGACCUGGUAUAGGUUGCCAUUUAGCAAAGGGGAUGGCUUAAAAGCAGCUUAAUCUGUUCCAGUGCCCACAUUAUGUAAGAAAAGGCUGUUUGUUAGGUAGCUGCUGCCUUGUUUUAACACUACUUGUUACCAAUCCCCCCAUGUUCUGUCACCUUCUUAGAUUUCUCAAAGGCAGAGUGUAUGUGGUAGCAACUGGCCUGAUGGCUUCCUGGUGCCUCUCCUUUUAUUCUAGGAUUUUAAAAAAAUUUUUUGCAGAGUCAUAACCUGUGACCAUCUUAGCAGCCAUGUUUUUGCUUUUGUUUUUAAAGCCUGUUUCAGUCACUUGGUCUGAAGAAAUUCUGCAGUGGCGAGCAGCACCCCACUUGCCAAAGAUCCCUUGUAACCAACACUAGCCCUUGUUUUUAACACACGCUCCAGCCGUUUGUCAGCCUGGCGAGUCUUACCAAAACGUUUAAAGUGCCCUCGGCACAGAGUUAUGUCAUGUGACAUACACCCCGCCCACUCCCAGCCAGCCUUGUGGGUCACAUUUUCUGGAAAAUAAUUAUUAGUAUAGAUAGGAAGUCGGGGAAUUGUUGAGGGGAGGGAAGGGAGCAGCUCAUCAGUGGUCUUUUUACCAUUUGGCAGAAACAGCAAGAGCUGCGUAGUUGAUGGUGGCAUGUAUUUGGCCAUGACCACAUGUCAUCUGAGGCUGUUUAGAGAGCAGUAGGCAGGUGCAAAAUUUCAAAAAUCAGGUGUAGGGCAUUUUGCAUGCCUUCCUGCAGACCUGAGCUGGCUUUGGGAUCAAGUUAAAGUGUUCAGGGACAUUGCCUGACAGCAGAACUCAGGUGUGCAGUCAGAAAGGGCAGGCAGACCUUUCUCAUUGGCUGCUUAGUCCUGAGGAAGUGGCCAGUGUUGUUGUGGGUGUGGCAGGUGGCACAGUGGUUCCCUGUGCCAAGGUGUAGCAUCUGGGGGUGAGUGUUGGUUGCAAAAGCCCACCUGUUAGAAACUGGAGCAGCCUGAAGCCUAAUGUGAAAGGACCACAGGCGUUGUAAUCUGGGAUGCAGAAGCCAAACUGGAAUCAAAUGCCAACUGUAAAUUGUAUCCUAUAACUUAUUAAAUAAAACGUUUGCUCCGUAAAAUUCC
Messenger RNA from Galeopterus variegatus (Sunda flying lemur), 6523 nucleotides. RefSeq names its product filamin B, beta (gene FLNB). The transcript has 28 exons. The record is from RefSeq and is a predicted model, not a curated record. The annotation marks the transcript as partial. Gene Ontology annotation, molecular function: actin filament binding. Gene Ontology annotation, biological process: actin cytoskeleton organization. Lineage: Eukaryota; Metazoa; Chordata; Mammalia; Dermoptera; Cynocephalidae.